AUGCCUGACUUCUACGACCCAUUAGACGUUCUCUUCGGGAUUGUCCUAUUCGAUUUCUCGUUGGCGGAUGUAAGAAAAGCCGCCGGCGAAGGAUGCUACCUUUGUGAAUGCAUUCUUGGAGACCCCCAAUCUAAUAUCGAGGAAAGCUCGUUGCUCGCUGCGGAGGUGGUUGGCGACGUUUUGAAGUUUGGCGUUCUAGAAGCACGUACGGAUCUUGCUAGUACUAAUCCUGAUGCUAGCAAGGGUAAGAUUGAACUUAGGGCUUUCGAGUUGCGUUCAGUCUUUAGUUUCCAAAUCAUUGCCGCAGCAGACGAUAAUGCGGCAAACGAUGUCUGUACAAGGCCGGUUAAUAUCUCGCCAGCGUCGGAAGACAGUUUCAGCUUAGCUCGACACUGGCUGGAGACAUGCCAGGCAACACAUCAGAAAUGCCCAAAGCCCAAAGGGGAUUUUCUACCGACGAGACUGAUCGUGAUCCUGCAAAAGUUCGGCCGCCGGCGCCUUCAACUCCACCAAACUAGCUCUGAGGAUACAGUGAAACCUUAUGCCGCUUUGAGUUAUUGCUGGGGCGGGGAACAGCAUGUGACCACGACGAAGACCCUCCACCGACAUAUGUCCGUGAUCAAUGAGCAAGAUCUGCCAGCAACUGUGCGAGAUGCUGUCUUAGUCACAGAAACACUGGGCAUGAAUCAAAUUUGGAUUGAUGCUUUGUGCAUCAUCCAGGACGACGCCUAUGACAAGGCCCUAGAGAUUGCUUCUAUGCCAUCCGUGUACAGCGAAGCCACUGUGACCAUCGCAGCAUCUCGAGCCAAUGGCGUGCACGAAGGGUUUCUGCAAAACAGGCCGGCUAUGGCCAACAAAACACCCGAGUUAGUCUUCCAGCUACCGUACCGGUGCCGUAACGGUGAAGAUGGAUCCGUUGUUCUGCUUCCGCCGCUUCCGCCGAUCAAGAAUUGCACUGAGCCGCUAGACCGCAGGGCGUGGGCCUUGCAAGAACGAUUCCUAUCGCCGCGAGUUCUCGAAUAUGGUUCUCUUCAGACGCGCUGGAUCUGCCAACAAAAUGUAGCAGUUAAGAAUACUGUAGAUGGCUGGAAGGACGAAUUUGUGCGCAACACCAAGAGGUCGGACAGACUGUUUACAACUGCUUUACACGCUGUCCUAAGCAAGACGGAUGCUCUUGCUCCGGAUGAUCCAAGCUACGAGCGCCCUGUCGCCCUGUGGCAUUCACUUGUGAGAACUUACACUCAUCGCAACCUUACUCUGCCUACUGACCGCCUUCCGGCCAUAUCUGGAAUUGCGACGCAAUUCGGGAGGAUACUUCGUGAUGAUUAUCUUGCUGGGCUCUGGAAAUCACGGUUGGCCACAGAACUGCUUUGGAGCGUCGAUUCUCUUGAAGAGCUCACACCGAGACCGCUUGUCUAUCAAGGGCCUACAUGGUCCUGGGCUGCCGUCAACAGCCCUGUAUAUUUGCCUACCCGCGCGGGGGGAGAUAUUUGUAUCGAGAUCCUUGGCUGUCAGACUCGUAAAUCCGCGAAAUACACAGUCAGUGAUGGUAGAUACGGAGCUGUCGAGUCCGGAAUCGUGGUGCUUAGGGGGCGGCUACAGCCAGCUGAAUGGGCGCUCAGCAACAAAUUCUCGAGAGAAAGGAUCCGAAGGCGGGAUGUUGGAGACGUGAACGGCACACUUCCCGCGUUCACGACCUUCGAUGCCCUCGAGGAAGAUUUUGUAAUGAUGGAUAUCGAUGUUAUUCCGAUCUUUCUUCUGAAAGUUUCUAGCCGGCCUGAAGGUCUAAUCUUACGACCGAAGAGUAAUACCGAGUACUCACGAGUAGGUCACUUUGAAUUUGACGAGGCCCACCUGGACUUACGGCUUGAAGAGACCAAGGAGAGCCGAAGUCAGCGAUAUAAGAUGCAUUCGGACUGGCUCGACAGUGGUGCGGAACAGAUUAUCACCCUUGUUUAG
This is a messenger RNA of Coniosporium apollinis CBS 100218, 1959 nucleotides long. RefSeq lists its product as uncharacterized. NCBI's taxonomy places the organism in Eukaryota, Fungi, Ascomycota, Dothideomycetes. The transcript is spliced from 2 exons. Bases 1 to 1959 code for a protein of 652 amino acids. The record is from RefSeq and is a predicted model, not a curated record.